This is a messenger RNA of Branchiostoma belcheri (Belcher's lancelet), 2260 nucleotides long. RefSeq lists its product as uncharacterized. Gene Ontology annotation, biological process: regulation of gene expression; cell-cell signaling; cell fate specification. Lineage: Eukaryota; Metazoa; Chordata; Leptocardii; Amphioxiformes; Branchiostomatidae. Bases 1 to 1905 code for a protein of 634 amino acids. The transcript is spliced from 13 exons. Gene Ontology annotation, molecular function: patched binding; calcium ion binding. The record is from RefSeq and is a predicted model, not a curated record.
AUGCUACUUAACAAUUUUAAUGGAAUCAUUAAAACCAUUAACGUCAUUUUUAAGUUGAAAGUCCUAGAGUCGUGGGACGAGCCUCACUCGGGCUACCCGGCCAGUGACCAGCCAGCGGGCAGUCUGCACUACGAGGGGCGGGCGGCACGGCUGCAGGUGUCCGAUGGACAGGUCGAGAAACUGCCGCUACUUUCUACCUUCUGCAUCUGUGCGGGAUUGGACUUUGUGCGCCACGAUGGCAAUCAUCUCUACGUGGCUGUAAAAAAGCAAGCGGGUGACUCACCGACGUUUGUGCAGUAUCCAUCCGCUGCCCUGUUGACGGUUGAUCCGCCUGCUGACGACCGGCUGUUCUAUGACGUAGCCUCGGCGUACAGCCGGCAUGCUGUUCCACUGGUGGACAGCGACAGACAGGAGAAGUCCAAACUUUGUGACGAUGCCACCAUCGAGGAUUUUAAGGACCCGGAUGUGAGGUACUUCCGGCUGAGUCCAGUUCUGGUGGACUGCUAUCAAAUGGUCUCUACUCGUGAGAACAAGUGGAACUCUGAAGCCGUUCCUCCAAAGAAUUUCCGGAAGGUCGUAGUCCGGAAAGGUUACCGGAACACUCUAGCUCAGAACAAUGAAUAUGACGUCAUGGAUCUGCGCUACAGUACACACAAUCUCGGCAUCGCCAUGGAGUUGACCUAUGACCCGGAGGGAGAUGGUAUAGACCCGGAUGUACACACCCCUGCCAGGCUGGCCCGCUGGGCCGCUAUUAAAUGCGGACCACUCUUCACUAACGCAGGGUAUGAAAUAGGUAUCGGUUUGUAUGAGAGGUCUGUGUACAUCGGCUUACGGGACAAGGCUGACCGCGCGCUGUGGGUGGCUCACCCGGACUACCUGCCGCCCAACACCACAGAGAGUGACUGGCACCUGGACAUGGACACACUCAUCACUAACUCAGUCGAGGGAAGAAUUAUUGAGCCAGACAGCCUGUCCCACGCCUGUCUCACUGCCAACCCGCCACAGAAGCAGUCCUUAGUUUUUGACCGUGCUGACAACAGUCGGCGCAGGAGAAAACGGAGCCUGGGGAGCGACGUGUGCGUGCCUACCUCUGACACUAUACACUGUGCUAGGACUGCUGGCCACCGAGAUGCAGAGGUGUCCCACAUCAUGGAGAUGGUAACGCGGAAGUUCCUCCAUCCCGGCCUGAGGGGGAAGUUAGAGACGGCUCUGAAGGGGUGUCUGGGCGUCUGUGGGACGUGUGUUCAAGGUGAUCUAUGGGAGUCCAAAGUCAAGCACUGUGACAUCUUCCUCCACUGGGUCAACUUUGAACUCGACAACGAUGAACCAAACGUGACUAACUUUUUCUACAAGGAGAACAGCGAGUUGAAGCUGUACGCGUGUGGAGGGGACCGACACUGUCUGGUGGAAGCACCGCUGUUUUCUCUGAUGAUCCAGUCGGUAGAGGAACGUUUCCGCCCCGACCCAGCACAGAGUGUAGAACAGCUGCUGUACCCAGUGGGCAGCAACCCUCUGCCUGUCCUGGACCUGCUGUCCCAGCUGUACGCUAUCCACGCUUCCGGCAGGGUCACGGUCUGGGUCGAGGACAAGGCGGAGAUGCAGGCUCUCAAGACGCCGCUUAAGGUGGUCCUUCUGUACAACAAAGAGGUGAGUGACGUCAUUAUCAAUGUGGCGGAACAGACCAGUCUGGAUGACGUGUCCGGAUUGGUGGAGAGUUGGGUGAGGAAAUGGACUACGUCAUCAUGCCCUGACGUCACCAGGAAGUACGUCCCACCUUUUACCGUCAAAGGAAUGCCAACUGAGCGCCGCAAACGGAGUCCUGAGCACGAGUUGAGAGAGAGCCUGCUGAAGAGAGACCGAGACUGGGAGAAACGCUGGUUACACAGCCGUCAAUCAAUGCUGUAACUAGGCAACUGGCAGGCACUGCCAGACAUCCCCAUUAGCUAUAUUGCCAAGUUUCAUGUUCCAGGCAGCGUCACAACGGAGCAAUUAGGAAAGUACCAUUUUUUCAUACAUCGCUUUUCUCAAAACAGUUAUAACGGGAAAAAAGCCUGCUCUGGCAUUGCCAGACAUCCCCAUUAGAGCAUCGACUUUGCUUAACCCCAAAUGUGUAUCAGUUCCCUAGUCACAACUGCUUAGUACUUCUUAGUGAGGUAACUUGACUUCUAAGACAUUCUGUAGUUUUUUGGUUUAUGUUAGCAGUUUUAUGUUUAUGCAGCUUACUAAUAGGUAACUAUCAGGAAUCCUGGAACAGAUCAAA